Messenger RNA from Cinclus cinclus, 2532 nucleotides. It is a transcript of the gene PYGB, whose product is annotated as glycogen phosphorylase B. The transcript has 20 exons. NCBI's taxonomy places the organism in Eukaryota, Metazoa, Chordata, Aves, Passeriformes, Cinclidae. Gene Ontology annotation, biological process: glycogen catabolic process. The coding region runs from base 1 to 2532 and encodes 843 amino acids. Gene Ontology annotation, molecular function: glycogen phosphorylase activity; pyridoxal phosphate binding. The record is from RefSeq and is a predicted model, not a curated record. Gene Ontology annotation, cellular component: cytoplasm.
AUGGCGGCACCGCUGAGCGACGGGGAGCGUCGGAAGCAGAUCAGCGUGCGGGGCAUCGCGGGGCUGGGGGACGUGGCCGAGGUGCGCAAGAGCUUCAAUCGCCACCUCCACUUCACCCUCGUCAAGGACCGCAACGUCGCCACCCCCCGCGAUUAUUACUUCGCGCUGGCUCACACGGUGCGCGACCAUCUGGUGGGUCGCUGGAUCCGCACCCAGCAGCACUACUACGAGCGGGACCCCAAGCGCAUUUACUACCUGUCCCUGGAGUUCUACAUGGGUCGCACUCUGCAGAACACCAUGGUGAACCUGGGCCUGCAGAAUGCUUGUGAUGAAGCCAUUUACCAGCUGGGUUUGGACUUGGAGGAGCUGGAAGAAAUUGAAGAAGAUGCUGGACUGGGAAAUGGAGGCCUGGGCCGCCUGGCAGCCUGUUUCCUGGACUCCAUGGCCACACUGGGGCUGGCAGCUUAUGGUUACGGCAUCCGCUAUGAGUUUGGGAUCUUCAACCAGAAGAUUGUCGAUGGUUGGCAGGUGGAGGAGGCGGACGACUGGCUGCGCUACGGCAACCCCUGGGAGAAGGCUCGCCCCGAGUACAUGCUCCCCGUGCACUUCUACGGCCGUGUGGAGCACACUCCCGAGGGGGUGAAGUGGAUCGACACCCAGGUUGUCCUUGCCAUGCCUUAUGACACCCCAGUGCCUGGAUACAAGAACAACACUGUGAACACCAUGAGACUCUGGUCUGCCAAGGCGCCAAAUGACUUCAACCUCCAGGAGUUCAAUAUGGGUGACUACAUUGAGGCAGUGUUGGACAGAAACCUGGCAGAAAACAUAUCCAGAGUCCUGUACCCGAAUGAUAAUUUCUUUGAAGGCAAGGAGUUGCGGCUGAAGCAGGAGUACUUUGUGGUGGCUGCCACCCUCCAGGACAUCAUCCGGCGCUUCAAGUCCUCCAAAUUUGGCUGCCGAGACCCUGUGAGAACGUGCUUUGAAACCUUCCCAGACAAGGUGGCUAUUCAGCUAAAUGACACCCACCCUGCCCUGUCCAUACCAGAGCUCAUGCGGAUCCUGGUGGACGUGGAGAAAGUGGACUGGGACAAGGCCUGGGAGAUCACCAGAAGGACCUGUGCCUAUACCAACCACACCGUGCUGCCUGAAGCCCUGGAGCGCUGGCCGGUCUCCAUGUUUGAGAAGCUGCUCCCGCGGCACCUGGAAAUCAUUUACGCCCUCAACCAAAUGCACCUCGAUCAUGUGGCAGCUCUGUACCCGGGGGACAUCGACCGCCUGCGGAGGAUGUCGGUGAUCGAGGAGGGAGACUGCAAGAGGAUCAACAUGGCUCAUCUCUGCGUCAUCGGCUCCCACGCCGUCAAUGGUGUGGCCCGCAUCCACUCUGACAUCGUGAAGAACUCGGUGUUCAAGGAUUUCUAUGAGCUGGAGCCAGAAAAGUUUCAGAACAAGACCAAUGGGAUCACGCCGAGGCGCUGGCUCCUGCUGUGCAACCCAGGACUGGCUGACAUUAUUGCUGAGAAAAUUGGGGAAGGCUUUAUCACAGACCUGAGCCAGCUGAAGAAGCUACUGGAGUUCAUUGAUAAUGAGACUUUCAUCAGGGACGUGGCAAAAGUCAAGCAGGAGAACAAGUUGAAGUUUGCAGCCUACUUGGAGGAGCAGUACAAGGUGAAGAUCAACCCGAUGUCCAUGUUUGAUGUCCAGGUGAAGCGAAUCCAUGAGUACAAGCGGCAGCUGCUGAACUGCCUGCACGCCAUCACCCUCUACAACCGCAUUAGAUGUAAUCCAUCCAAAUCCUUUGUGCCCAGGACCAUUAUGAUCGGAGGAAAGGCAGCCCCUGGCUACCACAUGGCCAAGAUGAUCAUCAAACUCAUCACAUCCAUUGGUGAGGUCAUCAACAACGACCCCUAUGUGGGAGACAAGCUCAAGGUCAUCUUCCUGGAGAACUACCGGGUAUCCUUGGCUGAGAAGGUGAUCCCAGCAGCGGAUCUCUCCCAGCAGAUCUCCACAGCUGGCACGGAGGCCUCAGGUACUGGCAACAUGAAGUUCAUGGUGAACGGGGCCCUCACCAUUGGUACCAUGGACGGGGCCAACGUGGAGAUGGCUGAGGAGGCAGGCGAAGAAAAUCUCUUCAUAUUUGGCAUGCGGGUGGAGGAUGUGGAGGCCCUGGAUCGGAAAGGGUACAGUGCUCGGGAGUACUACGAGAGCCUGCCUGAGCUGCGCCAGGCCAUUGACCAGAUCAGCAGCGGCUUCUUUUCCCCUCGAGACCCUGGCUGCUUCAAAGAUGUUGUGAACAUGCUGAUGCAUCACGACAGGUUCAAGGUGUUUGCAGACUAUGAGGCCUACAUUAAGUGCCAAGGGCAAGUGGACCAGUUGUUCAUGGAUCCCCGUGAAUGGACGAGGAAAGUCAUCAGGAACAUUGCGUGUUCGGGCAAGUUCUCCAGUGACAGAACCAUCACGGAGUAUGCCCGUGAGAUCUGGGGGGUGGAGCCUUCUGCCACAGCAAUCCCCCCACCCAACCUGCCCCGAAACUGA